Molecule: messenger RNA, 1721 nt
Organism: Xenopus laevis (African clawed frog)
Lineage: Eukaryota; Metazoa; Chordata; Amphibia; Anura; Pipidae
Product: protein spinster homolog 1-like
Exons: 11
Coding region: 136-1599 (487 amino acids)
Source: RefSeq, a predicted model, not a curated record
GUACAGAGCCCUGCGGGACUCCACUAACAACACUGGUCCAAUUAGAAAAUGUUCCAAUUAUUUCCAUAAUAUCUAAAUUCGUUCUCUUAUGAUUUCAGCUUCAAACAAUCUCUACAAAACAUAAAACAAAAAACAAUGAAUUAUUUCAAGAAACAACAGAUUGAUGAUAUAGAUAUUGAGAAAAACAAGACUGAUGAAGAAGAAGAAGAAGAAAAGAUGGAAGAACAAGAUUCCAAUAGAUCCGUCUUUCGCCGUUCCGUGUCAAUCAUCGUAAUUCUCGGUUUGCUUGUGGUGGUUAAUACCUUCACCGAUGUGGUUUUUGAGGGUUCGUUAAACGGGAUGAAAGAAGAACAUGAACACUUUGAAGAGAAGCCAUGGAUUAUAAGGAAAAUAUGUCCCGUCGCUGGAAUAGUAAUUGCGUCGUUGUUCGGCUUGUUAUGGGGCAAAUACAGUAGUUCACAAAUACUUGUUGGAGCUGUUGCGACACGGAUAAUAUUCUCCAUUGCCAGUUUAUUCAUUCCAAAUAAGGGAUUUUGGAUCUUAGUCAUCUUUAAAAGUGUAACGAGCUCAAUAAGAGGCGGCUAUAUGACGAAUGCACCCCUGAUCACCGCUGACCUUUUCUACAGAGAAACUCGAAUGAAACUACAGUGCAUCAUUUGUAUUCUUUAUUCUAUGGGAUGUGUCCUGGGGAGCAUUUAUGGACAAAAUAUGAUCACAUUUUUGAAUCCCAAUUGGCGCCACAUACUGCUGCUGGAUGCCGGAAUUUCCAUCGUUGCUCUGCUACUAAUAUUGUGUAUACGGUCCAGGAGUCCAAAAAUAUGCGGCUUGGUGAUCAAUCCUAAAAAAUACCCGAAGAAAAGAAGCAUCAUGUCAAAUAUAUUGGCUUUGAUUGUAAACCGCAGCUUGAUUUGCUCCGUCACCGGUUAUGCAGCUGCUUCUUGUGUUAGCACAGGCAUAUUUAUGUGGGCCUUCUCCAUAAUGAAGAGAGUACACAAUGUGAACAAGCCGUGUAACUCAUUUAUCUGCACUUUGGAUUACAACGUGCAAUAUGAAUUGCUCAACUGUGUGUCCACCAUCGUGGGAACUACAUUGGGCACAGUGAUCAGCCACUUUUUCAAAAAGACGAAUCUAAAAGCACAUCCGAACCUGUGCCUCAUAGGACUUUUCCUCGCUGCUCCCCUUCUCUGCGGGGGUAUUAUUUCCAUCAAGAGAGAUCUCUUCACAGCCCAAAUUCUCUUCCUUUUAAGUGGGAUUUUCUUGUCUCUGAACGAGAUCUCGACAAAUGAAAUUAUUAUGACAACAGUGAUUCCAACCAGCUACAGUUGGGCAUAUUCCGUAAAGUCAGUUGGAAAAUCAGCUGCAAAUAAUGGGGUUCCAGUAAUUUUCAAUAAGAUCUUUGUAAAAGUGAUAAAAGUCAACCAACAUUCUGAACUGUUCCAGAAUAGUAUGGAGUAUGUGAUCUUGAUUUGCCCAUUCAUGGCUUUGAUCGGCGCUGGCCUGUUUACAAUGACAACUAAAUAUAUUGAGGAUGAUGAGAAGGCAGUUCAGCAAUAUUUAAACCCACCAGACCUUGCGGAAGUUCUUGAAUCUUCAGACUGAAUGGCAUAUUACUUCCAUAGCCCAGGGGAAUGCUCUACUGUUUUACAACAAAGACUCACAAGAAAAUGCCUUUUUUACAAAUCUUUAUUUUGUAUAUAUUUUUUAUUAUAUAUUUGUUAUAG